Molecule: messenger RNA, 6537 nt
Organism: Gopherus evgoodei (Goodes thornscrub tortoise)
Lineage: Eukaryota; Metazoa; Chordata; Testudines; Testudinidae
Gene: COL14A1
Product: collagen type XIV alpha 1 chain
Exons: 48
Coding region: 158-5821 (1887 amino acids)
Cellular component (GO): interstitial matrix
Molecular function (GO): protein binding
Source: RefSeq, a predicted model, not a curated record
AGAAACUUUUAGAGGCAGAGUAACACCCAUAUUAAAGAGUGAAAGAAGGAGUGUGUAUUAGCAAAGAGUGAUUCCUCCCAGGCAAAGCUACACCUCCUCGCCAAGCAGCUAAACCACUCAUGACUGCAAAGACUUGCUGAUACUACGUGUAUCCAGGAUGAAGAUUUGUCGAUACAAGAUACAGAACUGGUUCCUGUUGGCUUUUUUAGUGGUCACAGUUCAUCUCAUCAGUCAUGUUCAGGGUCAAGUUGCUCCACCAACAAGACUAAGAUAUAAUUUAGUCACUCAUGACAGUGUACAGAUUUCAUGGAAAGCCCCUAAAGGGAAAUUUACUGGAUUUAAGCUUCUUGUUACUCCAAGUUCAGGUGGAAAAACCAAUCAACUAACUCUUCAAAACAGUGCUACCAAAGCAAUUGUUCAAGGUCUUAUUCCAGAUCAAAGCUAUGCAGUUCAGAUUAUUACAUACAAUAAAGACCAAGAGAGCAAGCCAGCACAAGGGCAGUUCAGAAUUAAAGAUCUAGAAAGAAAGAAGGAAACAUCAAGUAAAUCCAAGGUCAAGGGUACGGAAGAUACAGGUGGGAGUAAACCAUCUCCAUCUACAGAAGAAAAUCAGUUUACAUGUAAAACUCCAGCAAUCGCAGACAUUGUGAUCCUGAUAGAUGGUUCCUGGAGUAUUGGAAGAUUCAACUUCAGACUUGUCCGGCUUUUCCUGGAAAAUCUGGUUGGUGCCUUCAAUGUGGGUUCUGAGAAAACAAGAGUAGGUCUUGCUCAGUACAGUGGGGAUCCCCGAAUUGAAUGGCAUCUAAAUGCCUUUAGCACAAAGGAUGCUGUUUUGGAUGCAGUCCGUAAUCUGCCAUAUAAGGGAGGGAAUACAUUAACAGGUCUUGCCUUAACUUUUAUUUUGGAGAACAGCUUUAAGCCUGAAGCAGGUGCAAGACUCAAUGUGUCCAAAAUUGGUAUAUUGGUCACAGAUGGAAAAUCCCAAGAUGAUGUCAUCCCACCUGCUAAAAAUCUGCGUGAUGCUGGUGUUGAAUUAUUUGCUAUUGGUGUGAAGAAUGCAGAUAUAAAUGAACUCAAAGAGAUUGCCUCUGAACCAGAUAGUACUCAUGUCUACAAUGUUGCUGACUUUAACUUUAUGCACACCAUUGUAGAAGGUCUUACAAGAACAGUGUGCUCAAGAGUGGAGGAACAGGAAAAGGAAAUCAAAGGAACAUUUAUUGCCACUCUUGGAGCUCCUACAGAUUUGGUCACAUCUGAGGUAACAGCCAAAGGAUUCCGUGUUAGCUGGACCCAUGCACCGGGCAAGGUGGAAAAAUACAGAGUUGUGUACUAUCCUACUAGAGGAGGCCAACCAGAAGAGGUAGUGGUGGAUGGAAGUGUAUCAACAGCAGUUCUGAAAAACCUGAUGUCUCUAACUGAAUAUCAGAUAGCUGUGUUUGCUAUAUAUAUAAGUGCUGCAAGUGAGGGCCUCCGUGGUACUGAAACCACACUUGCUUUGCCUACAGCAUCAAAUCUACAGUUGUAUAAUGUGUCACAGAGCAGGAUGAAAGCAAAGUGGAAUGGAGUAGCGGGUGCCACUGGUUACAUGAUCCUAUAUGCUCCCCUUACAGAGGGACAGGCAGCAGAUGAAAAGGAGAUGAAAAUUGGAGAGGCCUUGACAGAUAUUGAACUGGAUGGAUUAUUGCCUAACACAGAAUAUACAGUCACAGUUUAUGCGAUGUUUGGAGAAGAAGCUAGUGACCCCCUGACAGGACAAGAAACAACAUUGCCUUUAAGUCCACCCAGGAACUUGAGAUUUUCAGACAUUGGACACAGCACUUCCAGGAUAACAUGGGAUCCUGCUUCCGAAAAAAUAAAUGGUUAUCGUAUUAUGUAUGUUAAAACUGAUGGGACAGAAACCAAUGAAGUGGAAGUUGAUCGCAUUUCAACAUACACCCUGAAAAGGCUGACAUCCCUUACAGAAUAUACUGUUGCCAUUUUUUCCCUCUAUGAUGAAGGACAGUCUGAGCCGCUGACUGGCAGUUUUUCUACAAAAAAAGUUCCAGCCCCACAGUAUUUGGAAAUAGAUGAAGCAUCAACAGAUACUUUUAGAGUCAAUUGGAAGCCCAUCUCCUCUGAUAUUGCUCAUUACAGAUUGGCAUGGACCCCACUGAAUGGGGGUGCAUCUGAAGAGGUUGUCUUAGAUGGAGACAAGGACACGCAUGUUGUUGAGGGAUUGUUAUCCAAUACAGGGUAUGAAGUUUCGUUGCUGGCAGUUUACAGUGAUAAAAGUGAAAGUGAUGCUGUUGCUGUUCUUGGAACUACACUUGCAAGGACCACUACAGUAUCUACCAGCCUUGCUACUAGCAGUACUGCAACCUCCAGACCCACAACCGCAGUUUUCCGAACAGGAAUCAAAAACCUUGUUAUAGAUGAUGAAACCACAUCAAGCUUGAGAGUGACAUGGGACAUUUCAGACUACAACGUUCACCAGUUCAGAGUGACCUACCUUACCAGUAAAGGUGAUCGUGCUGAGGAAGUGGUGAUGGUACCUGGAAGACAAAACAAUCUUCUUCUUCAGCCUCUCCUCUCAGAUACUGUAUACAAAGUUACUGUCACUCCAAUCUAUUCUGAUGGGGAAGGAGUCAGUGUCUCAGCUCCUGGAAAAACCUUGCCUCUUUCUGCCCCCAGAAAUUUGAGGGUCUCAGAUGAGUGGUACAACCGAUUACGUAUUAGCUGGAAUGCCCCUCCGUCACCAACAAUGGGCUACAGGAUUGUCUACAAACCUAUCAAUAUCCCUGGACCAGCACUAGAGACCUUUGUGGGAGAUGAUAUUAACACCAUUCUCAUUCUAAAUCUGUUCAGUGGAACUGAGUAUAGUGUUAAAGUAUUUGCUUCGUACUCAACAGGCUUCAGUGAUGCCCUAGCAGGCACAGCCAAAACAUUGUACUUGGGCGUGACAAAUCUGGAUACAUAUCAAGUGCGCAUGACUAGUGUUUGUGCCCAGUGGCAGCUUCACAGUCAUGCCCCUGCAUACAGGAUAGUGAUAGAAUCUCUUGUCGAUGGGAAAAAGAAAGAAGUAACCCUUGGUGGAGAGACACCUAGACAUUGCUUCUUUGAGCUCAUGCCUGGCACUGAAUAUAAAAUCAGUGUCUAUGCCCAGCUUCAUGAGAUAGAAGGCCCUGGAGUAAGCAUCAUGGAAACUACAUUACCAUUUCCGACUCAACCACCGACUUCACCUUCAACAACAGCUCCACCACCUACAAUCCCUCCUGCAAAAGAAGUUUGCAAAGCUGCCAAGGCUGACCUGGUGUUCCUAGUGGAUGGAUCAUGGAGUAUUGGAGAUGAUAAUUUCAAUAAAAUUAUUGGAUUCCUGUAUAGCACUGUUGGAGCUCUAGACAGAAUUGGUCCUGAUGGAACUCAGGUUGCAAUAGCUCAGUUCAGUGAUGAUCCCAGAACAGAAUUUAAACUGAAUGUGUACAAAACAAAAGAGACUCUUCUUGAAGCCAUUCAGCAAAUAGCGUACAAAGGAGGAAACACCAAAACAGGCAAAGCAAUUAAGCAUGCACAGGAGGCCUUGUUUACCACUGACUCGGGAAUAAGGAGGGGUAUCCCUAAGGUUUUGGUGGUCAUUACUGAUGGGCGAUCACAGGAUGAUGUGAACAAAGUCUCCAGAGAGAUGCAACUAGAUGGUUUCAGCAUUUUUGCUAUUGGUGUGGCGGGUGCAGAUUAUUCAGAAUUAGUUAACAUUGGCAGCAAGCCUAGUGAAAGACAUGUCUUCUUUGUGGAUGAUUUUGAUGCCUUUAAGAAGAUUGAAGAUGAGCUGAUCACUUUUGUCUGUGAAACUGCAUCAGCAACCUGCCCAUUGGUUUAUAAGGAUGGCAACAGUUUAGCAGGAUUUAAAAUGAUGGAAAUGUUUGGUUUGGUUGAAAAGGAGUUUUCAACAGUGGAAGGAGUAUCUAUGGAGCCUGGUACUUUUAAUACUUAUCCAUGUUACAGACUGCAUAAAGAUGCCUUGGUUUCCCAGCCUACCAAAUACUUGCACCCUGAGGGGCUGCCUUCAGACUACACCAUUACUUUUCUCUUCCGUAUACUCCCUGACACACCCCAGGAGCCAUUUGCUCUGUGGGAGAUUUUAAAUGAAAAAUAUGAGCCACUUGUUGGAGUUAUUUUGGACAAUGAUGGUAAAACUCUGAUUUUCUUUAAUUAUGACUACAAAGGAGAUUUUCAAACUGUUACUUUUGAAGGCUCUGAAAUAAAGAAAAUAUUCUAUGGAAGUUUCCAUAAGUUGCAUGUUGUUAUCAGCAAGACUACAGCCAAAAUUAUUAUUGACUGCAAGCAAGUGAGCGAGAAGACAAUUAAUGCAGCAGGGAAUAUUACUUCUGAUGGGAUAGAAGUGCUAGGAAGAAUGGUCAGAUCCCGAGGACAAAGGGACAACUCUGCACCAUUCCAGUUACAGAUGUUUGACAUUGUUUGUACCACCUCCUGGGCCAAUAGAGACAAAUGCUGUGAACUUCCUGCCUUGAGAGAUGAGGAAAGUUGCCCAUCUCUUCCUCAUUCUUGCUCCUGUUCUGAAUUUAGCAAAGGACCACUCGGACCUCCUGGACCACCGGGUGGUCCAGGUGUCAGAGGCCCAAAGGGUCUUCGUGGUGAUCAAGGUCCAAAGGGCCUAGAUGGACCUCGUGGUGAAGUUGGUGCUCCAGGACCCCAAGGACAUCCAGGACCCCAAGGGCCAAGUGGACUUUCUAUUCAAGGGCUUCCAGGAACACCAGGUGAAAAAGGAGAGAAGGGUGAUCGUGGUCUCCCUGGUCAGCAGGGUGUCCCAGGAGCAUCAGGAUCACCAGGACGGGAUGGAACUCAAGGUCAAAGGGGUCUGCCUGGCAAAGAUGGACCCACAGGGCCCCAAGGUCCUCCUGGGCCAGUGGGAAUACCUGGAGCUCCUGGUGUUCCAGGGGUUAUGGGAAACACUGGGCCACAAGGUGGUGUUGGACCCCCUGGUGCUCCUGGUGCAAAGGGGGAAAGGGGUGAACGGGGUGACAUUCAGUCCCAGGCAAUGGUUCGUGCGGUUGCUCGUCAAGUGUGUGAACAGCUCAUCCAAGGUCACAUGGCCAGAUAUAAUUCAAUUCUGAACCAGAUUCCAAGUCAGUCUGUCUCAGCACGAACUAUUCCAGGACCUCCUGGUGAGCCAGGUCGACCAGGAUCUCCUGGGUCACAGGGAGAACAAGGAGCACCAGGAAGACCUGGAUUUCCAGGCAAUCCUGGGCAGCCAGGAAGACCAGGAGAAAGAGGUUUACCAGGCGAGAAAGGAGAAAGAGGCAACCCGGGUGUUGGAACACAAGGUCCCAGAGGCCCACCAGGGCCUGCAGGACCUUCUGGUGAAAGUCGAACUGGCAGCCCAGGGCCACCAGGAUCCCCAGGCCAACGAGGCCCACCUGGUCAUACAGGUGUUCCUGGUCCACAGGGUCCUUCUGGCCAACCUGGCUACUGUGAUCCUUCUUCUUGUGCUGGGUAUGAUGUGGGAGGUGGAUACGGUGACACAACUGAUCAAGACAUCCCCGUAGUUCAAUUGCCACAUAACUCCUACCAAAUCUAUGACCCAGAGGAACUUUAUGAUGGUGAGCAACAGCAGUAUAUAGUUCAUGGGUCCUACCCCCAACCAGCCCAAUAUCCCCAGUCCUCCUAUCCAGAACCUCAUCUUGCUCAACCAGAGUUUACUCCUGUUCAGGAAGAGAUGGAUGCCAUCGAAGUGAGAUCUCCUGGAAUUAGUCGUUUCAGAAGGCAAAUAUCAAAAAGAAGUGUGAAUGCUCCAAUACGCAAGAGGGAAAUUAAAAAAAACACUUAAGGAACUGUUAAAAGGGAAAAUUUAUGUGCAUAUAGGUGUAGACUUGUGUCUAGUUGCCUAAAUUAUCAUCAUGGAAAAUGGUUACAGGCUCAUAUGUUAAAGGGAAAAAAAUUGUACACAACCACCUCAACAGAACAAAUAAUGGUAAUUAUGUUGCAUGCCAGAAACUAUUAGUAUUUUAGUGGGUUGGUGCUAGAAGAUUAAAAGGUCAUUUAUAGACUUUUGAGACUCUUGUGUACUGUUUGACACAUUAUUCAAACUGUAUCUAAAAAAAAAAAAGCAUCACAAUAGCUGGUGUAAUUAAGACAAUUCAGAAAAGUUAAUUUAGUACUAUCUUGCUCUCCAUGUUUCUCCAUAUGAUUUAUUCUAGUAAUAUUUUGAUAAAUUGCUUUCGUAGCAGAGUAACCUUACUAAAUUAAUAGAAUAUCAGGGUUGGAAGGGACCUCGCCACUGAAGAGACUGCAUAUUCAGUAGGUUUCCUUAUACCUGGCUGUUACAUCCUUUCACAAAGAAGUCUUAUGUUAAUUGGAUUUUUUUACAGUAUCUAUUCAAAAUACACAAAGUUCUAUGGGAACAUGCUGAUAAUUUAUUGUGAACUUAUUUCAAUUGUUUUGUAUGGAAAUAAAGGUUGCAAACUUUUAUAAGUCAACAUUCCAUUUUGUUGAUUUUAGCUCCAAAUAUUUGGACUAAACUUCAGAUGGCAGCAUGUAAAGGCA